AUGGACUAUGAAAAUCAAAUUAUUUUAAAUCCUCAAAUUCAAAUAAAUAAUAAAAAGGAAGAAAAUGGGAUAGAAUAUGAAGAGAUAAGUAAAGUAGGGGGUGAAGAAAAUUGUGAUCCUCCAAUAAAUUGGCCUCCUAAAAAAUUCGGGAAAAUUGUAAAUACAACUGCCCAUGAAGAAUCAAUAAAUGAAAAUAAAAAUUGUUUAGAAAUUGAGGGGAAAAUAAUAAAUAGUGAAUUUGCAAGUACUAAUAUAUGCAAAGAAAAUAAUAUAAUGAAUAAUGAUUCUAAUAAUGGUGAAAAUGAAAAAAAUAAAUACAUAAACAGUUGUAAUAAUAAUAUAAUAAAUGAUCCCUCCUUUGACAUAAGUAUCCAUGUUAUAAAUAAAAGCGUAACUAAUGUUAAGAAAUAUAUAAGUAGUCUUAAAAAAAUAAUUAAUAAUUAUUGUGAAUCAGACUGUGAAAACUUAUCUAAUGAUUUAAAAAGUGAAUGCAGUAGCAUUGUUAAAACGGUGAGUAAUUUCGGAGGAGAAUUUUCCGAUGAAAAAAGUUGCUCUGAAAAUAUAGACAGAGUAAAUAUUGAAACAUUGAUUCAAUCUGUAAUUAAUAAAAAAAUAGAAGAAAAAAAAUUUACAACACUAGAUAUUAUUGAUGAAUGCUUAUCUAUAGGAGAAAUUUAUAAUAAAAACAAUAAAACUAAAAUCAGCGAUAUAAUUAGUAAGAAUAUAAAUACUGCACUAGAUCAACAAAAUUUAUUAUAUUCCAAACAUUCUGGAGAUAUAAAUUCUAAAUCUUGUAAUGUAGAAACCAUUUCAAUUUUAAAUAACAAAACGAAUAUUAAAAAUUCGUUACAUAUAAAUGAAUUAGAUUUUCAAAAAUGUGUUGAAGAUAUUUCAAGGUCAUUAAAUAUUAUGUCUAUUUUGCAUAAAGACAAAAGUAAUAACAAUUCUCUAAAUAAAAAUGGGGAAAAAAAUAUUGAUAUAAUCCCCGAUUCGUGUAACCCUAUAAAUUUUAAUUUAUCAAAAAAUAAAAACAAUUUAAAUAUUGAAAAAAAUACAACAUCAAUUUUGCCUGAAUAUUUAUGUACAGACACAAGCGAAAAAACUGAAAAUAAUAAUGAGCCAACAAAAAAACAUUUAAGUUGUCAGGAGUCGGAAAAAUGUGAAAAUUAUAAAAUUACCGAUUGUCUACAAAAAAUUAAGAGAUUUAUGCAAAUUGGAAAAGGAGAAUUAUCAUAUGAUAAUACAGGAAUGUCUUUAAAAAGAGAAAAAAAAAUAGAAACCUUGUUAAGUACUAAAAAAAGAAUUAGUUAUUUUGUAUUACAUAUAUUAUUAUUUUUUUCUUAUAUCAUUUUUGGGUUUUCACUUAUAUUUAUGAGACGAAUUAUUUAUAAAAUAUUUUUCGAUCAAGACUUAUAA
Plasmodium vinckei vinckei is the source of this 1416-nucleotide messenger RNA. Its product is annotated as conserved Plasmodium protein, unknown function. The coding region runs from base 1 to 1416 and encodes 471 amino acids. Lineage: Eukaryota; Apicomplexa; Aconoidasida; Haemosporida; Plasmodiidae. The record is from RefSeq and is a predicted model, not a curated record. The transcript has 3 exons.